GGGAGGCUAAAAGCAGGUGGGGGAGUGAAUCUGGGGAUUGUGGGAAUUUCGGGCCGCGCCCCCGCCCCCAGCCAUGCGUGGGGCGCCUGGAGAAGGGGCGCGCGGGCAGGUGCGGUGCUGCGGGGCCCGCGCGUGGGGGCCGCGCCGGCCGGGGCGGGGUGAGUCACUGCCCGCCCGCUCCCAUUGUGCGGCCCGGCGGCGGCGGCGGAGGUGCGGAGCCGAGCGCGAGGAGGUGGAGCCGCGGGCUGCGGGCUCCGGCGCCUGCGUCCGCCCGGCCAGCCCGGCUCUGCGCCGCGAGAGGCCGGACGGGAGCCGCGGCUGCGCCCCCGAGCGAGCGCGGGGGACAUGGGGCGCGGCGGCCCGUCUGGGCCUCGCAGGCUCCGGAGCCCCGAGGGCUCCCCGCUAGGCCCCCUCAGUGGCCCCUCCUUCUCACCCGGGGCUCGGGUUCCUUAGUGAGCGACAGCGUCCCCAGCCACCUCCCCAGCCAUGGCCAACGGAGUGAUCCCGCCGCCCGGGGGCGCCUCCCCCCUACCCCAGGUCCGGGUGCCCUUGGAGGAGCCCCCUCUAAGUCCAGACGUGGAGGAGGAGGACGAUGACUUGGGCAAGACCUUGGCUGUGAGCAGGUUUGGGGACCUCAUCAGCAAGCCCCCGGCCUGGGACCCCGAGAAGCCCAGCCGCAGCUACAGCGAGCGGGACUUUGAGUUUCACCGGCACACAUCCCACCACACCCACCACCCGCUCUCAGCGCGCCUGCCUCCACCCCACAAGCUGCGGCGGCUGCCCCCCACCUCUGCCCGGCACAACAGGAGAAAGAGGAAGAAGGAGAAGACCUCUGCUCCCCCCUCCGAGGGGACCCCUCCCAUCCAGGAGGAGGGGGCAGCUGGAGUGGAUGAGGAGGAGGAGGAAGAGGAGGAAGAGGAAGGAGAAUCUGAGGCAGAACCUGGAGAGCCCCCACCCUCAGGGUCCCCACCGAAGGCAAAGUUCUCCAUUGGAAGUGAUGAGGAUGACAGUCCAGGCCUCCCCGGGAGGGCUGCUAUCAUCAAGACCCUGCCCUCGGUGGGCCCACGCACUGACAGGAGCCCCCAGCACUCCGGCAGCUCCCCCAGCCCCCGGGCCAGGGCGUCCCGACUCGCUGGGGAGAAGAGCCGGCCCUGGAGCCCAUCGGCCAGUUAUGACCUUCGGGAGCGACUGUGCCCAGGCAGUGCCCUGGGCAACCCAGGUGGUCCAGAGCAGCAGGUGCCCACAGAUGAGGCGGAGGCCCAGAUGCUGGGUUCUGCAGACCUGGAUGAUAUGAAGAGUCACCGACUGGAGGACAAUCCUGGUGUGCGGCGACACUUAGUGAAGAAGCCGUCCCGGACGCAGGGCGGGAGGGGCAGUCCCAGUGGCCUGGCCCCCAUCCUUCGCAGGAAGAAGAAGAAGAAGAAGCUGGACCGGAGACCUCAUGAGGUGUUCGUGGAGCUGAACGAGCUGAUGCUGGACCGCAGCCAGGAGCCCCACUGGCGGGAGACGGCCCGCUGGAUCAAGUUUGAGGAGGACGUGGAGGAGGAGACGGAGCGCUGGGGGAAGCCCCACGUUGCCUCGCUCUCCUUCCGCAGCCUGCUGGAGCUCAGGAGAACCAUCGCCCAUGGAGCUGCCCUCCUGGACCUGGAGCAAACCACCCUGCCGGGCAUCGCACACCUCGUGGUGGAGACCAUGAUUGUAUCCGACCAGAUCCGGCCGGAGGACAGGGCCAGCGUCCUUCGUACCCUGCUGCUGAAACACAGCCAUCCCAACGAUGACAAGGACAGUGGCUUCUUUCCCCGAAACCCAUCGAGCUCCAGCAUGAACUCAGUCCUGGGGAAUCAUCACCCAACUCCCAGCCACGGCCCUGAUGGGGCGGUGCCUACCAUGGCUGAUGACCUGGGGGAGCCAGCCCCGCUCUGGCCACAUGACCCUGACGCCAAGGAGAAGCCCCUCCACAUGCCUGGGGGAGACAGUCACCGGGGGAAAAGCCUGAAGCUGCUGGAAAAGAUCCCCGAAGAUGCUGAGGCCACCGUUGUGCUUGUGGGUUGUGUGCCUUUCUUGGAGCAGCCGGCGGCAGCCUUCGUGCGGCUGAAUGAGGCUGUGCUUCUGGAGUCUGUGCUUGAGGUCCCUGUCCCAGUCCGCUUCCUCUUCGUGAUGCUGGGGCCCAGCCACACCAGCACCGACUAUCACGAGCUUGGACGCUCCAUUGCCACCCUUAUGUCUGACAAGCUGUUUCAUGAGGCUGCCUACCAGGCGGACGACCGGCAGGACCUCCUGAGCGCCAUCAGCGAGUUCCUGGACGGCAGCAUCGUGAUCCCUCCGUCCGAGGUGGAGGGCCGAGACCUGCUGCGCUCCGUGGCUGCCUUCCAGCGAGAGCUGCUUAGGAAGCGGCGGGAGCGCGAACAGACCAAAGUUGAGAUGACCACACGGGGCGGCUACACGGCCCCUGGGAAAGACGUAUCUUUGGAGUUGGGGGGCUCCGAGGCGACCCCUGAAGAUGACCCCUUGCUGCGGACGGGCUCGGUAUUUGGGGGGCUCGUGCGGGACGUGAGGCGCCGGUACCCGCACUACCCCAGUGACCUGCGAGACGCCCUGCACUCCCAGUGUGUGGCUGCCGUGCUCUUCAUCUACUUUGCAGCCCUCAGCCCUGCCAUCACCUUCGGGGGGCUGCUAGGAGAGAAGACCGAGGGGCUGAUGGGUGUGUCCGAGCUGAUUGUGUCCACUGCUGUGCUGGGCGUCCUCUUCUCUCUGCUGGGGGCUCAGCCACUGCUUGUGGUUGGCUUCUCUGGGCCGCUGCUCGUGUUUGAGGAAGCCUUCUUCAAGUUCUGCCGAGCCCAGGACCUGGAGUACCUCACUGGCCGGGUGUGGGUUGGCCUCUGGCUGGUGGUCUUCGUCCUUGCCCUGGUGGCCGCUGAAGGCAGCUUCCUGGUCCGCUACAUCUCGCCUUUCACCCAGGAGAUCUUCGCCUUCCUCAUCUCACUCAUUUUCAUCUAUGAGACCUUCUACAAGCUGUACAAGGUAUUCACAGAGCACCCACUGCUGCCGUUCUACCCCCCUGAAGGGGCCCUGGAGGGGUCCCUGGAGGGGUCCCUGGAGGCUGGUCUGGAGCCGAAUGGCAGUGCCCUGCCCCCCACCGAGGGCCCCCGCAGCCCGAGGAACCAGCCCAAUACGGCACUGCUGUCACUCAUCCUCAUGCUCGGGACCUUCUUCAUCGCCUUCUUCCUGCGCAAGUUCAGGAACAGCCGCUUCUUGGGGGGCAAGGCUCGCCGCAUUAUCGGGGAUUUUGGCAUCCCCAUCUCCAUCCUGGUGAUGGUCCUGGUGGAUUACUCCAUCACAGACACCUACACGCAGAAGCUGACAGUGCCCACAGGGCUCUCAGUGACCUCUCCUGAUAAGCGCUCGUGGUUCAUCCCACCACUGGGCAGUGCCCGUCCUUUCCCGCCCUGGAUGAUGGUGGCAGCUGCUGUCCCCGCCCUCCUCGUCCUCAUCCUGAUCUUCAUGGAGACACAGAUCACAGCGCUCAUUGUCAGCCAGAAGGCGCGGAGGCUGCUUAAGGGCUCCGGUUUCCACCUGGACCUGCUCCUCAUUGGCUCCCUGGGGGGGCUCUGUGGGCUGUUUGGGUUGCCGUGGCUCACGGCGGCCACAGUCCGCUCUGUCACCCAUGUCAAUGCACUGACAGUGAUGCGCACUGCCAUCGCACCUGGUGACAAGCCCCAGAUCCAGGAGGUGCGGGAACAGCGGGUCACUGGUGUGCUCAUCGCCAGCCUCGUGGGCUUGUCCAUCGUCAUGGGGGCCGUGCUGCGUCGGAUCCCAUUGGCUGUGCUCUUUGGGAUCUUCCUGUACAUGGGGGUCACAUCCCUGUCUGGUAUCCAGCUGUCCCAGCGUCUGUUGCUCAUUCUCAUGCCUGCAAAGCACCAUCCCGAGCAGCCCUAUGUGACCAAGGUGAAGACGUGGCGGAUGCACCUGUUCACCUGUAUCCAGCUGGGCUGCAUCGCGCUGCUCUGGGUGGUCAAGUCCACGGCGGCCUCACUCGCCUUUCCCUUCCUGCUGCUGCUCACGGUGCCUCUGAGGCAUUGCCUUCUGCCCCGGCUCUUCCAGGACAGGGAGCUGCAGGCGCUGGACUCAGAAGAUGCUGAACCAAACUUUGAUGAGGAUGGCCAGGAUGAGUACAAUGAGCUGCACAUGCCAGUGUGACCCUUGAAGACAGUGCCCCUCAGAUACCCCAAGACAUUAGAGAUGGACACCUGGGCCCGGGGGCUCCUCAGGACUCAGAGAUGUGCCUGGAACCACACCUGAUGCCACGGCUAGAGUGGCCCCCGUGACUUCUGCCUGGGGCGUUGAUCUCGCCUCUCCUUUCACAGACCAGACCGGCACAGGCUUUGAGCUCAUUAUAACCACACUCCUUGUCUCGUGUCUGC
Molecule: messenger RNA, 4421 nt
Organism: Sapajus apella (tufted capuchin)
Lineage: Eukaryota; Metazoa; Chordata; Mammalia; Primates; Cebidae
Gene: SLC4A3
Product: solute carrier family 4 member 3
Biological process (GO): transmembrane transport; monoatomic anion transport; bicarbonate transport
Cellular component (GO): plasma membrane
Molecular function (GO): solute:inorganic anion antiporter activity; monoatomic anion transmembrane transporter activity
Source: RefSeq, a predicted model, not a curated record